Hansenula ciferrii is the source of this 903-nucleotide messenger RNA. Its product is annotated as phosphatidylinositol-specific phospholipase C. NCBI's taxonomy places the organism in Eukaryota, Fungi, Ascomycota, Saccharomycetes, Phaffomycetales, Wickerhamomycetaceae. Gene Ontology annotation, biological process: lipid metabolic process. The transcript has a single exon. The record is from RefSeq and is a predicted model, not a curated record. Gene Ontology annotation, molecular function: phosphoric diester hydrolase activity. The coding region runs from base 1 to 903 and encodes 300 amino acids.
AUGGUUAAUUAUUCUCAAUGGUUAGGUGAAGUCAAUGAUGAUGUUUUAAUCUCAUCAUUAUCAAUUCCUGGUACACAUAAUUCAGCAGCUUCACAUACUGCAUUACCAUCAGUUCAAUGUCAAGGUAAAGAUGUUGGUGAACAAUUAAAAAAUGGUGUUAGAUUUUUUGAUAUUAGAGUUUCUAAAAAUGUUUUAAAAAGUGAUGAAAAUGAACAAAAAGAUUUAAUUGUUAUUCAUGGUAAAUUUCCUGUUAAAUUAUUAGGUAAUGUUUAUUUAAAAGAUGUAUUAUCUGAUGUUUAUAAAUUUUUAGAACAAAAUAGAUCAGAAACUGUUAUUGUUAGUAUUAAACAAGAAGGUAAUGGAGAAUGGGAUAAUGAUAAUGAUGAAUUUGGUAAUUUAAUUUGGGAUAAAUAUAUUAAUCCAAAUAAAGAUCGUUGGUAUUUAAAUACACAAAUUCCAAGAAUUGGUGAAGCAAGAGGUAAAGCUAUUAUUUUUAGAAGAUUUGGUGUUAAGAAUGAAGAUCGUAAAAGAGAAUUUGGUAUUGAUGCAGCAUGGUGGACAUAUAAUACCACAAAUGAUGAUCGUGGUACAAUUCAAGUUCAAGAUUGGUGUGAACUUUCAAGUGCUGAAGAUAUUUCUAAAAAAGCUCAAUAUAUUAAAGAUUUAUCCAAGAGAGCUGUGGAACAUAAUUCAACAAAUUCAAAUGAUCCAAAAUUAUUUAUAAAUUUUUGUUCAGGUUCAAAUUUCUUUGAUCCAAAUUGUUGGCCAUCAAAGAUUGCUGAAGGUUUAAAUCAAAAUAAAAUUGAAGAAGCUUUUGGUAAAGGUAAUGGUGUUAUUAUUUUAGAUUAUGCAGAAUCAAAUAACUGGAAAUUAGUUAAAGAAUUGGUUGAAAAGAACUUUUGA